Molecule: messenger RNA, 6896 nt
Organism: Lates calcarifer (barramundi perch)
Lineage: Eukaryota; Metazoa; Chordata; Actinopteri; Centropomidae
Gene: atp11c
Product: ATPase phospholipid transporting 11C
Exons: 31
Coding region: 530-3982 (1150 amino acids)
Biological process (GO): phospholipid translocation
Cellular component (GO): recycling endosome; plasma membrane; endoplasmic reticulum
Molecular function (GO): ATPase-coupled intramembrane lipid carrier activity; magnesium ion binding; ATP binding
Source: RefSeq, a predicted model, not a curated record
UUGUGAACGUGGGAACGUUUGUGGGCUGCUGCUGGGCUGGUGGAGUGAAAAUUGUUUGACAGGGAGGUGAGGGGGGAACCUGUGCACAGGGGCUGAAAGGAGAAGUAAGUUUUUCUAGCGUGUCGGUGCGCAGUUCCCGAGUCAGCGGGGAAAGCAGACUUUGAGAGCGACAAAUGAUUUGUACGAGUCUCAGCAACAGGGCGCAGAGCGAAAUGUCAGGGAUUGUUUCAGCCUUGAGCGAAAGCAAGCGCGACUAGUACACCGCAACGCGGAAAAUAUUCAGGGGGGAGAGAAUGCGAAUGGUGCGAAGAUACCGAAAUCAAACAAAAUGGGAACGAUGUAGCGUCGCUGCGGCAUUUCAUAUAGAUAGAACUAACGUUAGAGUAGAGAAUAGAUAGCUAAGGAGCUAGCAGGUUAACUAACAUACAUGUAAAGUUAUUCCCCGGAGAAGCUGAAGCGGAGCCUGGAGGCGUCUGUUGAAUCAGAAGAGUUCAUCAGUGUUGCGAAAUCAAAUAAGAUAAACAAGAAGAUGCUACGGAGAAGACUGAAUCGUUUGCUUGGCGGUGAUGAGAGAAGAGUGGACAGUAGGACUAUCUAUGUCGGUCAUCGGUCAGGCUCCCCCAAUGAGGCUAUCAUCCCACCCAAGUUCUGUGACAACAGGAUUGUGUCCUCCAAGUAUACAGUUUGGAACUUUCUACCAAAGAACCUGUUUGAACAGUUUAGAAGAAUUGCCAAUUUCUACUUCCUUAUCAUCUUCCUGGUGCAGGUGAUAGUGGACACUCCCACCAGCCCAGUCACCAGUGGCCUACCCUUAUUUUUUGUGAUCACAGUAACGGCUAUUAAGCAGGGCUAUGAGGACUGGCUACGGCACAAAGCUGACAAUGAGGUGAAUAAGUACCCAGUGACAGUGCUGGAGGACGGCCGGAGGAUACGGAAGGAGAGUGAGAAGAUCAAGGUUGGAGAUGUUGUGGAGGUGGAGGAAGAUGAGACCUUUCCCUGUGAUUUGAUACUGCUGCAGUCCAGCCGAGAUGACGACACAUGCUUCGUUACCACAGCAAGUCUGGAUGGAGAGUCCAACCAUAAAACACACUACACGGUGCCAGACACGGAGAGGGAUCUGGAAUCUCUCAACGCCACCAUUGAGUGUGAACAGCCACAGCCUGACCUUUACAAGUUUGUCGGUCGUAUGCACAUCUACACAAACAAUCAGGAGCCUGCAGUGAGGUCUUUGGGCCCAGAAAACCUACUGCUGAAAGGGGCAACUUUAAAGAACACUCAGAAAAUCUGUGGUGUUGCAGUUUACACUGGCAUGGAGACAAAGAUGGCUCUCAACUACCAGGGCAAGUCUCAGAAACGCUCUGCUGUGGAGAAGUCUAUCAAUGCCUUCCUUCUUGUUUACCUUUGCAUAUUGGUGAGCAAGGCCCUAGUAUGCACUACCCUUAAAUACGUGUGGCAGAGCAAACCCGGACAGGAUGAGCCUUGGUACAAUGAGAAAACCCAGAGGGAGAAGGACACCAAUCUGUACAUAAAGAUGUUCACUGAUUUCCUGUCCUUUAUGGUGCUUUUCAACUUCAUCAUUCCGGUGUCCAUGUAUGUGACGGUAGAGAUGCAGAAGUUUCUGGGAUCCUUUUUCAUCACAUGGGACAAGGAUUUCUUUGACCCUGAAAUCAAGGAGGGGGCACUGGUCAACACUUCAGACCUCAAUGAGGAGCUGGGACAGGUGGAGUAUGUCUUCACGGACAAGACAGGCACCCUCACUCAGAAUAACAUGGAAUUCAUCGAGUGCUGCAUUGACGGCUUCCAGUACAAGUACCGCGACGCAAGCUCAGAGCUGGACGGAUUCUGCGUCACAGAUGGACCUGUGAACAAACUACAGCAGAAAGCUGGCAGGGAGAGGGAAGAGCUGUUUCUGCGUGCCCUCUGUCUGUGCCACACAGUCCAGGUAAAGGAGUCUACAGAGCAGAGUCAAGGCCAAGGGGACGGACUGACAGACCAGGUGGAUGGCUUAGGGGUGGAUGGAGAGGUGGUGCCUCCACCGGAGGAGCAGAGAGGCUUUAUAGCCUCUUCACCUGAUGAGGUUGCUUUGGUCAAGGGUGCCAUGAGGUAUGGCUUCACAUUUCUAGGCCUUGAAAGUAAAACCAUGAAAAUUCUCAACAGGAACAAUGAUGUUGAAAUGUAUGAACUCCUUCACGUGUUGAACUUUGACCCAGUGAGAAGGCGAAUGAGUGUAAUAGUCAGAUCCAGAUCAGGUGAUACACUGCUCUUCUGUAAGGGAGCGGACUCCUCCAUCUUCCCCCGUGUCAGACAGGAAGAGGUCGAAAGGAUACGCAUGCAUGUGGAGCGUAAUGCAACAGAGGGCUAUCGGACACUGUGCGUGGCCUACAAACAUCUCAGUGCAGAGGAGUAUGCCCAGGCAGAUAAAGGAUUGAGGGAAGCAAGACUGGCUCUGCAGGACAGAGAAGAGAAGCUCAUGGCUGUUUACAACCAAGUGGAGACUGGCAUGAGUCUGAUAGGAGCUACUGCCGUUGAAGAUCGGCUCCAGGAGGAGGCAGCAGAGACCAUGGAAGCUCUGCAAGGGGCAGGCAUUAAAAUAUGGGUCCUAACAGGGGACAAGAUGGAGACAGCCAAAUCCACCUGCUAUGCUUGUAGGUUGUUCCAGAGAAAUACGGAGCUGCUGGAGCUAACGGUGCGCACUCUGGAGGAUGGAGGGAGGAGGCGUGAGGAGCGACUGCAUGAGCUCUUGAUCGAAUAUCACAAGAAAGCUGUGCAGGACGCACCACCAGUUAAGGCAGGCGUCACCAGGAGCUGGUCUUCGGCAAACCAAGACUACGGUUUCAUAAUAGAUGGAGCCACCCUGUCGAUGGUGCUCAACACCUCCUCCGAAUCCAACUCAAGUCGAUACAAGAACCUGUUCCUGCAGAUUUGUCAAAACUGCACCACUGUGCUCUGCUGCCGCAUGGCUCCUCUACAAAAGGCACAGAUAGUCAAAAUGGUAAAGAACUCUAAAGGCAGCCCCAUCACUCUGUCCAUUGGAGAUGGUGCCAAUGACGUCAGCAUGAUUUUGGAAGCUCAUGUUGGAAUUGGCAUUAAAGGCAAAGAGGGUCGACAAGCAGUGAGGAACAGUGAUUAUGCCAUCCCCAAACUUAAGCACCUCAAGAAACUUUUGUUGGCUCAUGGGCAUCUCUACUAUGUUCGCAUUGCACACCUGGUGCAGUAUUUCUUCUACAAGAACCUUUGCUUCAUCUUACCUCAGUUUUUGUACCAGUUCUUCUGCGGCUAUUCCCAGCAACCCCUGUAUGACGCGGCCUAUCUGACGAUGUACAACAUCUGCUUCACCUCUAUGCCCAUCCUGGCUUACAGCCUCUUGGAGCAGCACAUCUGCAUUGAGAUUCUGCUGGACAAUGCUACCCUCUACAGAGAGAUUGCUAAGAAUGCCAUGUUACGGUGGGGACCCUUCCUCUACUGGACAUUGUUGGGAGUCUUCCAUGGCUUGCUCUUCUUCUUUGGUGUUCGGUACCUGUUCAGUAACCCAGCACUGCAGGACAAUGGCCAGGUUUUUGGGAACUGGUCAUAUGGAACAAUUGUCUUCACUGUCCUUGUCUUCACUGUCACACUAAAGCUUGCUCUGGACACACGGCACUGGACGUGGAUCAACCACUUUGUAAUCUGGGGAUCCCUGGCUUUCUACGUGUUUUUCAGCUUCUUCUGGGGAGGAAUAAUAUGGCCUUUCCUGAGGCAGCAGCGUUUGUACUUUGUGUUUGCCAACAUGCUGAGCUCUGUGUCAGCCUGGCUGGUCAUCAUCCUGCUCAUCCUGCUCAGCCUACUGCCAGAGAUCCUGCUUGUGGUGUUCCGCAAGCCCCGCGGCCCCCACGCACGACAGAAGCGAGUUCAGUCGAGCGUGGGGGGUUGCCAGUCUCCCCGGUCUUCAGCCAGACCCCUGCUCAUGAGAACCUUUUCAGAUGAGUCCAAUACUGCAAUUUAAGCAGCUGUCAGAGGACGGCCUCCUACAAACAUCCAGAUUGCAGCUGUCACACCACUGUCCUACAAGCACCUGAAGGAGCGUGACUAAAAGGCAGCAAGGACUCACAACAACGGUGGCAUCAGCCACAUUCAGGAUCCCGUGCUAGUUGGGUCAAAGCAGAUGUGAAAGGAAGAGAAAAAGAAGAAGAGGAGGAAAAAAAAUCAGAAGAAAAAGGGAGAUGAUGCUCACUGGGGGGGAGGGAUGAAAGGGGAUUUAGCAGUCUUUUGACUUUUGUCUUUCUGCUCCAUCCCUCUCUGCUCAAUUCCAGUAGCUCCUAUCCCCCCACGCAUGCCUGCAGAGCAGUGCCCUGCAUUAUUUUUUAAAAUAUCUAUUCAGAUGACAGGCAUGAGUUUUCUUUCUUUUACUUCUUCUUUUUUAAUUUUAAUAUUAGCUUACAAAUGAAUGCAUACACGGCUGCCUUGUCAGUAGCUCUAUCCAACUGCUGUGUUUUAACAAGCAGUUGUAAUAUCCACUCCAGAAUGGUUCACCUGCAUGAAAGAAGGCUCGAGAGAACGCUUUACUCCACUGAUGUUCAGUCACUGUUCUGCAAAGAUUUUAUGAAGACGUGAUGAUCCCAUUCUCAGUGAAUACACUUUAAAAGUUUAUUCUACUUUACAAUUUACAAUGCUUUUCAACAGUUUUUUCUUUAAAUGGUUAUUAUAUGUUUGAGAAAACACACUCAUCCACAGGUUUAAAUCAUUCAAAAUGAAAAGUUACUGAAUGUGAUUUCAAUCCAGCUCAGAGCUGCAAACCGACUGUUAGAACGGUUUUCUGGUUCAUAGAUUAUGUAAUGAUUUGUUUCCAACAGUGAAUCUACAGCCUCUAUUCAGUACCAAGUUAUAAGAGGAGUUAAUGGAGACCAUAUUACCACUCAAUCCAAAAGUGUGUGUGUGUGUGUGUAUGCAAGACUGAGAGAUAGAUUAGAGAUAUGAAACAUAUGAAACACUGCUUGGAGCAUGACCUAAAUCUUCCAACCUCAAAGAUAAUUUAAGAGAGUCCAAUUAAGAUGAGAAAAUUAAUAUAUGUGAUGUUCUGUAUAUAGCUUAGAGAUGUAUGAACGCAUCUGCUCAAAGCCAAAAAGACGAAGGUAAUGCGAUGUGAUUCUGUCCACACUCAAGUGUGACCUGAACGUGACAAAUCGGUGUGCGUGCGUAUGUGUGUGUCUGUGUGUUAACAUAAGUACGUGCAACCUGUACUGGAUGAGAGAAGCCAGAAAUGCCUGUGUGUAAUGACAACCGGGAAUACUUGAACCUCAUUGAUGUAGUUCAGUCAGACAUUUCCUGCACUAUUAAGGAAGAUUUCUUCUUUGCAUAGGUGGUCACUAAAGGCACAUGAAUACAUGCCUGAGCAUACACACGCACAUAUCUGAUAGGUGAGAAUAUUACACACGCACACGGUAAUCACACACGUUGUACACAUUAAUGCACAAAUGCACUAAAGCCUAAAUGAGGUAUUUAUGUUCAUCACCCAUUAUCUAGUUUGCAUUAUUUGUCUCAGUCAGGCUGAAAUUUGAGUGUAAAGAAAAUCAGCUCCAGACCUGCAGAGUCAACAUAGUUAAUGCUACUGUGGGGGUCCACGCUCCAUGUCCCUCUGUUUUUGGUCAAAUCUGCUGACUUACAGGAUGAGAGAGCGGACUGUUUGGCCUUUUUUGUUACUUCCUUUAACUUCUUGUGUGUAGUGCUUCAUACAUUCCAUGUAAACAUGCCAUGAUUUCGAACACUUUAAGAUACUGUUUUGGAAUAUUUUUUCUCUGUGUCUUUUUCCCCCCCUCACAAACAUGUAUUGUCUAUUUGGCAUAUUUAUUGUUUACUCACAAAUGUUAUAUUUUUAUUACAUGAAUCUUUUUUAUUGUGAAGAGUGGUCAGCUUUGUGCCAGUUGAGUUAGCCUGUGUUACUUCAGCCCUGAUGUGAGCCCGUGCCAAUCUCAUUUGAUCGUCUUUGUCAUGUAUACAAAGACAGGCAGCCCCCCCAAACACACUCCCAACAUCCCCAAAUCGACCUCUGAAGCAACGCCACUCCUGUUGCCAGGUGAUCUGACUCCUGGUUUAAACUGAUGAGCACCUGUGUCACUAAUUGUUUGUAUUUUGUGUUACAGCCAACGGUUAUAGAAUCUGUCUGUAUGGUGAUUUUACUAGUUCACUGAUCUCUACUGAUCUCUACUUAAACAUAAACUCCAGUACAAAUACUUUUUAGUACUAGCCUUGUAUUUCACCACACUUACUGUAGCCAGUCAUAUUUGAUACAGUGCAUCUGCAGAAUAAGGUAAAAUUGAGUUGUUCUUAACAAAUGGAAAAAUUUACACACCUUUCAGCGUCAUUUUCUACUUAGACAGUCUGUUUUUCUGAUGUUAGCAUUGCGCAGGAGGCUGUUGAUUACUCUGUGACAUGUCACCUCCAGACUGCACUGUGCCGGAGACACUGGAUGUUAAGAGGGACACGCUGAGAGGGGCUGCCUGCUUUGUUUUAUGAAAAACCUUUAAGUGACAUCAAAGAUGCUAUUUUCUUCAAAUCUAAUGUUUUGCCUGUCUAAUGAAAAGUAUAAAAGAAUGGAUUGUAUUUUUAAUGCAACCUUUUUCCAGCCACUUUUGUAAGAAAAUCAAAAUGUCCAAAAAAAAGCACGAGAGGCUCGGUGGUUGUGGACGCUGUCCCUGUCUGUGGGGAGGAGGGGUGGUGGUGGUGGUGGUGGUGGUGAAGGUAGACACCUUCAGGCACCUCAGCAGCCGCUGCGUCACACAGCAGAGACACCUCGCCACCUCCAGCCCUUUGGGUCUCCAGCCUCAACACUUCAAACCUCCAAGCUGAAUGUACCUCUUUGAAACUAGUAUAUUCAAAACCUGAAGAUUUUCUGUAAUAAAGCAGAAUGUUUUGAAGAUAAA